CGGGCCCGGACGCGUCGCGCACAAUUUACGCGCGAAACAAUUCAAAUAUCGAACGCUCUAUCUUUUUUUUAGUGAAUGAGUGAAUGGUUUUCAGUGGUCAGUAAAUUUAAGAUCCCCUGAAAUGAGCUGAGUGACAAGAUGACAAACGUGGGUGUGACAUGAGAGGCGGAAAGUGAUGUUACUGUGUUAAUCUGUAGUGUAUUUAUUGGAACUAUGGAGUUACGAACACAUCUACUGGUCUGCAUGUUCAUAUAUAUCGCGAGCACUCGUGCGGACGCACAAACCACAGAGGUAGAUCUACGGCGCACCACGACUCCAGCGCCGACCAACAGCACCGCGUACGCCUGGAGCAGCUGGGGCGCUUGGAGCAGCUGUUCCAGGAGCUGCGGCGGCGGCGUCUCCGUGCAGGAGCGACAGUGCCUCCCGAGGGAUCCCACCAGAUGGCGGGGAAGUAGGAAGAGAAGGAAACUUGUGCGGCGGGCGAACGCGCGGAAACCCCGGGAUGUGACCAACCCGGAGUGUCCCGGGCUCUCGCGACGAUACCACGAGUGUAACACUGAGCCGUGCCCGGGUCCGGUGCGUGAUCCCCGGGCGGAGCAGUGCUCGGCGUACGACCGGCGACCGUUCCGAGGGCGCUUCUACACCUGGGCCCCCUAUGUUGAUGGCAACGCUCCCUGCAUCCUCAACUGCCGUCCCCGCGGGCAGCAGUUCUACGCGUCGCUGGCGCUGGUGGCUGACGGGACUCCGUGCACCAGGCCAGGGUAUAGGGCGAUCUGCGUCCAGGGAUCCUGCAAGGCGGUCGGUCGGGAGGGUGUGCUGGCAUCGUCGGCGCUUCGCGACGUCCGCUGCGGCCAACGCCUGGUGUCCGGUCUGUUCUCCAGGCCAAGACUGCCGCUGGGCUACUCCUAUGUCACCACUGUGCCACAUGGAGCAUGCAGGCUGAAUGUAUCAGAAAUUGUUCCCAGUGAAAAUUAUAUUGCGUUACGAGUAUCGAACGGCUCGUACAUCGUGAACGGGGAAUUCGCCGUCAGCGCGCCCGGCACGUACGAAGCUGCCGGCGCCAGGUUCGUCUACACUCGCCAGGCAGGUCUCGACAACAUCUACGCGGUGGGACCGAUACACCAUCCCGUCGAUAUCAUGGUCCUGUACACGCAGCCAAAUCCGAAUAUAAAAUACGAGUACCUGACCGAUUCACUGAACGACGAAUCGAGUAACGACAUACCAACGAUAAACGCACCACCUCACCAAAGACACCACCGCCACCACAACGCUGAAUCUCAUCGGGCUCCCGAAAAGGAACCAUCGCUGUCCAACCAACCAGAGUUUAACUCGCUAGAAGCUCAGAACCAGGUGGACAGCAACGUGAUUGGAGACAGGAAGUUCGUUUGGAAGAUUCUAGCAUAUACGCAAUGCUCAAGGAGUUGUGGUGGAGGUCUUCAGAUUGGGAAAUUUAAAUGCGUGGAGCAGGGAGGGAAAGACCGGGAGGUUUCCCCCGCUCAUUGCUCCGGGUCUCCCCCUCCGUCUCGCAGAAGGAGGUGUGGAACUGGCCCCUGUCCCCCUCGAUGGAGAGCGGCUGCCUGGGGACCGUGUCCAGUUUGUGGACCCUCCCACAGAACCAGAAUUGUGGGAUGCGUUCAGGACCACGCUAGGGGAAUUACUAAGAUAAGUGACCAAAAGUGUCCUCUUCCAAUGCCGCCAAGUAGCGAGCCUUGCGACAUUCCCAACUGUGAUGGAACAGCCAAGGGCAGCUCUCCCAGACUUGACGCAAGACGACAAGUUCGACCAAUCGAUCGCACUGAUACCUUCAGAGAUGGACCAGUCAUCUCCGUACCAGCUAAUGUGUCCAGAGACGUAGGAUUCAAAGUUGGACCAGCUUACAGCCACACUGGUUUAGGAGGAUGGUUGUACACAGAAUGGUCCGAGUGCGUGGGAUCCUGCGUGGGAGGUGGGGUCCAGUCCCGAGGAGUGAGGUGCUCGGAGCCCACUGGAUGUAAGGCGAGCCAUGCACCCAGAGACCACCAGUCCUGCACGCCUAAGAGACGGCAGUGCGAUGCGGAGUGGUUCACUAGUGAAUGGUCCCCCUGCUCCGCGGCUUGCAGCGGCAGACAGAUCCGUGGUGUGAUCUGUAUCGGAGGCAACGGCCGGAGGUUACGGGAUGGCUCCUGCAAGGGCAUAAGACCUGAUGCUGAGAGGUCAUGUGGGGGUGAAUGCGCUGCGACCUGGUACACCAGCGAUUGGGGAGAGUGCUCCGGUCCCUGCGAAGCGGGCGUCCAGACGCGGACUGUGCGGUGCGGGACCGGGUCCAACACUGAGCAGUGCGGCGGAGCGCGGCCGGUCGCGCGGAGGCCUUGCGUCCCGGCGCGCUGCACCACGCGCCCGCCAGAGCGACCGGCCGUCAUUAACCCUGUGCCAGAUCCGCAGAGCCGGGUAAUACGGCAUCAGACGGCGAAUGUAAAGGAACAGACGUUUAUAAAAGGUGCUUGCACGGACCGGCUGAGCAACUGCGUCCUGGCAGUGCAGGCACGGCUCUGCCACUACCACUUCUAUGGCGACAACUGCUGCCACUCCUGUCGCGGACGAUAGACUAUUAAGAUAACGAUAAACAGUGAUAAUGACAGUAUUUGUGAUACUUUGGACUUGUAGUGAAAAGCCAGUGUAACGUUAGCGCCGAAAAUAUCUGAAAGCUGUCAAAAUAUUGACUCGUAUUAUUGUUAGAUCAGAUAUUUAUGCUGUCUGUAAGUUUUAGGAACAUUUAUGCAUUUAAUUAUCAAAGUAACGAUCCGCCAUUUUAGGUAGUAAUUAAUUAGAACUAAUAAAUUCAUUUCAUAAAAAAUGUGUCUUCAAUAUUUAAUUUCGAUUUUUAUGAACCUUAACUAUAGUGUUGUUUAAUUUAUAAAUUAUGAAAUGCUCUUAAAAUACAAAAAAAAGCUCUGCAUUUAAUUCCAAUUUUAUAGCAAAAAGAUUUUUUUAUUUUCUGCUUGAUAUAAAAUACAAAUUUAAAAACAUUUAUAUCGUCAUUUGGCUACUUGUAAAUGUGGGUAUUGGUUUUCAAAAAUAAUAAAAAAUGUUGAUGCUCUCAUAUUUUUGAUAACGUUUAUAGAGAGACCUCAAAACUAAUAACAGCAUUAUAAUAGCUAUACAAUCAAGGCAAUUCAAUAUUUUUCAGACUGAUACGUUGGAUAAUAACCAUGAUAGUCAAAGACAAGACAUUGCAUAACUUAUCCAUUAUAAUAUAACUUUUUUAUCAGUAACGGAAAUAAUUUAUCGACCUACGUUUAGCUUCUAUGAUUAAUUAAAUUAUUGAAAGUAAAAGUAAUAAAUAAUUAAAAUUAAAUUUAAAAGUCUUGAAUGAAGCACCAGACCACAUUUAUCAAGUAUAUCCACUAUCCAUCGCUGUUAAAAUAAUAGCCUCUAUAUAGACAUAGUUUUUGAUCUCUGUCAUAAUAUUGAUUUUAAGGUUUUAUUUAGUAGCCAAUAUUUAUUCAUGUAAAAUAUUUUAUAAUUACAAAAUAAUAACAAAAAAUUGAAUAUAACAAUUAAUAACCAUGUAUGAAAGAACUUUGUAUUAUUAAUAAUAUUAAGUCGCACGGUAGUGGCAACUGCCAAGAUCGUUGAUCACCGUUUUAAAAAUUAAUCAAUCUCAACUUCUCUACUUGCCGUUUGUAGCCGAAUUUCAUAUUUGACGAGAUUCAAACGUAUUAUAAGUAUAAGUAAUGUUUUAUUAGAUAUAACUAGUUCUAGGGUAGACUUAAAAAUAGUAUUCCUUAUAAUUUAUUACGAGUUCAAAUCUUUAUUGUGAUGGGAUAUGGCGUUUUCUUUUUUUUAGUAGUUCCUAUUUUAAUUUGCAAUGAAUCUUGUUUAUUUCCAUUACAAAACGCCGUGUUCCACUUUAGAGUUAUUCUGUACAUUAUUUAUUUAAAUCAUAAUCAGUUCGAUCUAAGUAUCACUUUAGAAUCAAUAAUGACUAUUGACAUUGAUUCUGAGGCCCCAUUGGAGCCAAUUCUCGUGCCUCGGAAGUCGUUCGAACGCAACCUGUCACACUCACGUUUGAGACACCAUAAUAUUGUGUACGCGUGAGUUUAAACUCUUUACGCUCGAAGCUCUACUCGAGUCAUAAGAAUAGGCCCCCUGAUGAACUAUUUUUUUAUUCAUGUCACCGCCAUCAUAAAAUAACCUAUUUUUAAUUCUAAUGUGAUACGAAUAUGUAAAUAUUUUUAUGUAUAUAGCACUGUUACAGCCAGCGAAAGAAUAACCUUACCUACUUAUAAUAGUAAUUCACAUUAUUAAUAAUUCACGUAUUACAAUAAUAUAAUUAUUAGUUAAUGUCACAUUUAUCUCGCUGACUGUACCAAAUUAUUUGGAUUGGUUGUCGCCAUGUACCUUCUGACUAAUAACCGCAUUUAACAAAGUUCAAAAUAAAAAUGGCUUUAAAUUA
Molecule: messenger RNA, 4435 nt
Organism: Aricia agestis (brown argus)
Lineage: Eukaryota; Metazoa; Arthropoda; Insecta; Lepidoptera; Lycaenidae
Product: thrombospondin type-1 domain-containing protein 4-like
Exons: 17
Coding region: 214-2583 (789 amino acids)
Biological process (GO): extracellular matrix organization
Cellular component (GO): extracellular matrix
Molecular function (GO): metalloendopeptidase activity
Source: RefSeq, a predicted model, not a curated record